UGUUUCAGUUUGUGAACUGGGAAUAAGGGUGGCUGAAAGGAAAUCAUAAGAGAUCAGGCCUCUGGUGGCCUAGGAAAGAUGUGUGGUUUAAUAAAUUUACAAGGAGGAGGAGACCCAGACAAGAAGGGGGAGUGAGGGAAAAGGCUGGCAAAUGAUCAAGGCAACUGGAAAGAGCUGUUGCUGUUCCCAGGCCUGGAAAGGCAGACACAGUCAAUAGAGGCAGAAAAGUGCAGGGCUGGAAGAUAUAACCUUCUGCAGUUUGAACACCAGUUGGCUGUGGGUUUACUUACUGUUCUUUGGCACCCAACGCUGCUCCUGCCAUGCUGGCUGCAAGUGGGGCACGUAUCCGUCUCCAGUUUGGGCGCCUCCUGGCUGAAGGGCAACUUGACUUUCCUCCACGAUGGCCUCCUCUUGUACACAGAAGCCUGGGUCCCACAUCACUAUUCUGUACUGGACAAAACUCAAACCCAAAGAACUCAGCUGAGAAGACGUACAAAGUGCCCGGUGGCCACAAACCUUCCACGUUUGACAAGAAAAUUCUUCUGUGGACUGGGCGCUUCAAGAGAGAAGAUGAGAUUCCUCUGAGGAUCCCGCCAGAGAUGCUGGAUGCUGCAAGGAACAAAGCUCGAGUCAAGGCUUGUUACAUCAUGAUUGGCCUUACAAUUGUGGGUUGCUUUGCAGUGAUCGUCUCGGCUAAAAGAGCUGUUGAACGCCACGAGUCCCUUACAAGCUGGAACUUAGCAAAAAAAGCCAAAUGGCGUCAAGAAGCUGCAUCAGAGGCAGAGACAAAGACUAAAUAGUCAUGUAUGCUGUUGAAAUUGGAAGUGUGCUUGGAAGAAGGAAUGUUUUCCAGCAAAAUGGAUGAAAUUCUACCCCUGGUGAAAAGGAUAAGGAGAAAUUAAAUUCAAUUUAUUACUAGCAACCUUCAUUUGCACUAGCGAGAGAGGAUGUUUCCAUGUCACAAGUAGCAAAUAAACAGACUUCAUCUGCUAUCUGACACAAUCUGAUUCGUUAAUAACUAUGAAUAUAUUAGUGGGGCAAAGAACAUCUAGUAUAACUGAUAAAGUGAGUCUUGAUAGAACAGACAGGUGGUAUUAGAUCUUCAGAGUGAAAAAUGGAAAUAUGUGUUUUAACAAAGAUGAAGAACUAUUCAAUUUCUGAAACAAAGCAGAACACAUGCAAGCCAGUUCUAUUUUCUACUAUAAUUCAAGCAAAUGUUUGUAAAGUAUCAGGUAAACAAAAUGCCCUGGAUUUUCCAGGGUCAUUGCCCCACAUUAAUCUGUCUGGGUUGUACCAAAAUCAUCUAUGAGCAAAGUUCCUUCUAUGUUAUGAGAAUAUGGAGGAUUUAUUUUUUACAAACACUCCUGUACUAACUGCAUGCAACACUAGAAAGUGGGAUUUUUUAAAAAAAUAAAUGGUGUUUCAAAUACUUUACACCUUUUAUUCAAUUCCAUUUCAAAAACUGCAUUACUUCUGAAGACAUACUGUAAGUAAUAAAUUGAGAAGACACAUGCCACACUUUUGUAAAAUGCCUUUAUUAGUUUUGUAUUGUAACAGUUGUUAUAUUUGAAGUAAUAACAUUCCUUAAUAUUGCAUACUGUUCAUAUUUGUAGAUUUGUUUAGUUAAAGCCUUCAAAUGCAACAAAUUACAGAGAAUCAUUUGCAAACACAACAAAAAUAAGUAAUAACCAUUCUUAAAGUAUAUGCCAAUCUUUUGUUAGUUUCAUAAGAUGUAUUUUAUUUUCCAAAUAAAUGUAAGGGGCUUCAACGUAUAAAUAAGGCUCAAGCAAAUAAAAGCAAGUCAGAUAAUGUAAAA
This is a messenger RNA of Anolis carolinensis (green anole), 1816 nucleotides long. RefSeq names its product family with sequence similarity 162 member B (gene fam162b). NCBI's taxonomy places the organism in Eukaryota, Metazoa, Chordata, Lepidosauria, Squamata, Anolidae. Bases 321 to 800 code for a protein of 159 amino acids. The record is from RefSeq and is a predicted model, not a curated record. The transcript has 4 exons.